GCCAGAAUUAGCUUUAAUAUAGCUAAGUUGUCAACAGUGCUGCAGAUGCAACGAUGUGCGUGUGUGGUGCGUAAGUGAAAUUCAAUUUGUGCAAUUAAAAUAAACAAUUACAUUUUAGACAAUCGUGUAAUAAACAGCUUCAAAAACAGUCAACAAAAAUAAAAUCAGUGUGUAGUGCGUAAUUAGAAAACAUUCACAAUCACACAGUACAUAUACAGAGACAUAUACAUAACGUAACAUGUGUGAGCGCGAGUGAGAGCAAACGUCAACAUGACAGCAACAACAACAGCAGCAGCAUUAGAGUAAAAGAGAGCCCCCAGCCAGCUGUGCAGGUCGUCGUGGUCGAUUUCUGUUUUUAGGCUCCCCCAAAAAGGAACAAAAAUUUUCAGUCAAAAUUUUGUUAUUUACAUUCACCUUAGAAUUGACGAGUGUCACAGAUUAAAUAUUUUGAGAAAAAAUUGUUCGUUAUUGAAUUGAAAGUGCGCUUAAGUGUGAAGUACAAUUGUUAUGCAGAUAUUAAAUCUGUACAAACUCAAGUGCAUCAUUUUAGACAAACUGCGUCACACUUGGACAUUUGUUAUAUUUGUCGCCAAACUGCUCGACAGUUAUUAUCGAAAAGCGAUCAAUCAGCAGCCCCAACAUAAUAACAACAACAACAACAAUAACGUAAUGGAACAGGAGAUACAAGAGGAGCUGCCCGAGGAGCAGCAGCAACAACAACAGCAGCAGCUAGAGCAGGCACAAGCUGAUUUUGUGGCACGUUUCAAUGCAAUUGCCGAGCCAAUGGAUGCCAGCGACAUGGAGAACGAGGAUGCCGAUGAUGAAAUCGAUGUGGAUGACGAUGUUGAUGACGAUGACGUCGACGACGAUGAGAAUUAUGUAAGCGAAGAGGAUGAAUCAGAUCCCGAGUUGGAGGAAAUGUAUUCAGAUGGCGACUGGACAACAUCGAACGAUGAGAGCGAAAUGUCCACAACCAUAUCGAAUGUAGGUCUGGUCGGACAAUCGGAGCCAGCUCGUCCCAUGUACACGUUCCAGCCAGCGCGAUUGGUCAAGUGCCAGUUCAAGGAAAAGCAUAACAUUGGCGGAUUCCCCUUGGCACGCAGUGGCCAUCGAAUUAUUGCAUCGAAAUCGCAUCUGUAUUCGCUGGGCGGUUACAAUCCGCGCAGUGCGCUAAUUGCCGCUCGACGCGGCAGGUGCCUAUUGUUCCAGGAGCUCUGGAGUUACAAUUUUGCCACAAAUCGCUGGAAAUUGGAAUUAAAUGCUGACAAUGCCAGCAAUAUGCCCACUGAGUUGGCCUCAAAUGCGCUUGCCAUUCACAAUGAUGUGCUGAUUUCACAUGGCGGCACGGGUUAUCCGUUUGGAGAGUCGUGUUCGAAUGAUUGCUACGUGUAUCGCACCAGCGAUGAGAGGGCCGGUGUGGAGCGUUUGAAGGUUAGUGGGGAUUUGCCCACGGCUCAGUAUGGUCCAGGCAUUGUCAUACACAAGCAUUAUCUGUACACGAUUGGAGGAACGACAGGCUUUGAUUACUCCUGCGAUGUGUACCGUCUGGAUCUGCGCACAAAGGUGUGGGAGAACGUUUACAUAUGCCGCCCAGAGAUGCGUGACGAUCCGGAGGGUCGUUACCGCCACGAGGUCGUCUAUGAUGGCAAACACAUCUUUGCCCUUGGCGGUGGUACUUCGAAUUCGGUGUUCGAUCUGCAACGUAUACCGGCAUACAAUCUGGAUGCAAAUAAAUGGGAUUACUUUGAUACACUGCCCGAUCGGAGUAGUAUGGCCUGGAGCCAGAAUGAUAAGGGUUAUCCGAAGCCGAGAAAAUGCUUCUCUUGUGUGCAGCAUCAGUCGUCGAAUGGCGACAUUGAAGCUUUUAUCACUGGUGGUCUGCAGGGUGACUUCUCAACCUAUUUCUCCGAUAUCUGGAAGUUGAAUUUACGCACCAAGCAAUGGACCAUCAUUCAGACGGCCAGUUUACCGCGUCCCUUGUACUUUCACUCGGCGGCACACUCGGACAAUGGCUGCAUGUACAUCUUUGGCGGGAUUGAGUAUAACGACAAGGAGAUGCGUCGUCGGAAUGAUCUCUACAAGAUGUGGAUGACCAUACCAAAGCUAAGUGAAAUGUGCUGGGAUGCCAUCACUUAUUACAAUGAAAAUCUCGAUCAGUACGAUCGCAAGGCAUUGCUAAGUGCUGGCAUACCCAAGAGGUUCACCGAACGUCUACCGCCUCAGACUUUUGAUAGCGAUAACCAGCCGGGCACAUCCCUUGUGACAUCACUGUAUUCGAUUGCGAAACGUGCCCGAUCCCAAAUGCAAUAAUAGGCUAACCAUGCAUCAAGCAUCAAAUCCCCCAAUCCCUGCCCAAAUAAAGUUGUGAAUUGAUAAUGUGUACUGAGUGGUUGCUCCUGUGUUGCAGUUACGUUUGUUAUUCGGUUUAUUGUUUCAAAUACGAGAAUGGUUAUGAAAAUAACAAACCACAUAAAAAUACAUUAAUUAGUUUUGAGCGCGCGCUGUGAUCGAAUACGAAAAGGACAUUUAUAUUUAUACUACAUACAUAUAUAGUACAUGUGUGUAUUUUGAUAUUUCGUAGACUCGAGACUCGUUGAAAGGCGGUGGCAUGUUAAGCAUGUAAAUAAGACGUAUGUAAUUAAGUUUAGAUAGCGGAUCGAUAGUACGACAAGACAUGAGGCAAUUUCUAUGAAAAAUUUCAAAAACAAAAUAUAUAUAUAUCAAGUAACUGAAGAACAGCCAGCGCACAAUCUACAAUCCACAACCUAGAAUCCACACUUCAUAAAUAUAUCUAACAUACUUAUAAUACCAGUAUGUUCUUCCAAGUAUUGCUGUUUUUACCACCCCCUGGCACUCUCACCCCUCUUCCACUCACCAAUACCGACUUUCAUCAUCCCUUGCUGCACUUGCAGAAAGUUACAAGCACGCAACCUUGAAGGCUACACCAAACAACGUCAUAUAGAGGAAGUAUGAGCAAAGGAAAAGGCAGGUUGUUUACGAGAACGAGAAAGAGAACCGAGAACGUUUCUUCUGGUGCUCUCGCAAACUGCUAACUGCCCAAUAGCAAUGUACUUCCAAUGUAUUUUUUUGUCAACGUGUACAUAAUAUUUAGACGUAGUAAUAUUUAAUUAAUCUAAGAUUACGUCUUUAUUGUGGUAUCUUGAAAGGCACUAAACCGAGCCUGCCCAAUAUAAAAAAGUUUGCUCGAUAUUAUACAUAUAAAUAUAUAUACAUGCAUAUAUAUUAGCCCAGGCUACAUUUGGUUGACUUUAAGUUAAUAAAGUUUUUAAUGUAACAA
Molecule: messenger RNA, 3298 nt
Organism: Drosophila innubila
Lineage: Eukaryota; Metazoa; Arthropoda; Insecta; Diptera; Drosophilidae
Gene: slim
Product: kelch domain-containing protein 10 homolog
Exons: 3
Coding region: 508-2310 (600 amino acids)
Biological process (GO): positive regulation of stress-activated MAPK cascade
Molecular function (GO): protein binding
Source: RefSeq, a predicted model, not a curated record